Labrus mixtus (cuckoo wrasse) is the source of this 1350-nucleotide messenger RNA. RefSeq names its product G-protein coupled receptor 4-like. Gene Ontology annotation, molecular function: G protein-coupled receptor activity. Lineage: Eukaryota; Metazoa; Chordata; Actinopteri; Labriformes; Labridae. Bases 168 to 941 code for a protein of 257 amino acids. Gene Ontology annotation, cellular component: membrane. Gene Ontology annotation, biological process: positive regulation of Rho protein signal transduction; phospholipase C-activating G protein-coupled receptor signaling pathway. The record is from RefSeq and is a predicted model, not a curated record. The transcript is spliced from 4 exons.
CUGAAUCACUUUAGACAGUUCGGCUGCAGAGAAACAUCAGACAUUGGUGCUGGGACUUCAUUCAGGUUUCAAUCUGAAGAAUCACUGAAAACUACAUUAACGUCACCCACUGGAAUGGCAGCUAUGAAUACAUCGACGAUGAGUAUUACAGAAAAUUAUAUUUCAUAAUGCACGUGGUAACAUGCAUCGUCAUUAGUAUCGGCCUUCCUCUGACGCUCAUGGCCAUCUACGCUCUUUGCUUUCUGGUACGAAAGGAUCAUGUGGCUCCAAUCUACGUCAUCAACCUUCUCAGUUCUGACCUCAUUCAGCUCUGCUGCCUGCUCAUUGAGGAGAUAAAACACCAUCAGACUCAUGUCAUCUUAGUUUAUAUUUACUAUAGUGGCCUACUGACCAGUGUUUGCUUCAUGGUGUGUGUCUCACUGGAAAGAUAUUUGGUCAUCGCCCACCCACUGUGGUACCGCUUCAAACGAACCAUCAAGAUCUCUGUGGUGGUCAGUGUCGUGGCCUGGCUCAUACCUCAUGUCAUUUUCCUCCCUCUGUUUCUCUUCACUGUGUUUCUCUGGGUUCCUUUUGAAGUGAUAGGUAGCGUCCUCAUCAUUUUCCUCAUCAUUCCCUUCCCACUGUUCAUAUUCUUCCUGGUUGGGACCCUCAGAGCCCUCUCUGCUUCCGUCUCCGUCCCCUCUGAAGAAAAAUGUCGAAUUGUUGGAAUUUUGGUCCUGGUGCUGCUCAUUUACACACUGCUGUUCCUGCCCUGCAUACUUUUAGUUAUUCUCACGUAUAUGAACAUAUUUGACGACACUCUGUUAGUCUUAUCUUUCAUGUUUUUUAAGCUGAGUCCUCUUGCAGACUUAAUUCUGUAUGUUUACUUUAGAAAAGAGUCCAUUGGCAGCUGUACCGCUGUGAACUGGUGCAGAGUUGCCAACGCGGACACCAACAUAUAGACCGUGUGAAUGUGGACAACAUUUUGAGCUCCAUGGAGGAAGAGAGAAUGAGGAGAAAACAGACCAAAAAGUUCUCUCAGUUUAGAACAAAUGUAUUUCUUUAGCUAUGUUGUUAUUCUUGACAGAUAAGUACACUUUCUACUCUUCUUAACUUUCUAAUCUUCUGAUCAAUAAAAGCUUUACUAGUGCAGUUCAAGUGGUUGGCAUGUCAGCGUUUAGGAUGUGAGAGAAGGUCCUAUUUAUUGUAAAUUUGACAAAAUGAAAUAUUAUAUCACAGUCUCGCUCAUUACAUUUUAAUAAUACUAUGACAUUCAAUAAAUAAAAAUCUGUUUCAAGACAAAAACAGGAAGUUAUUGACUUAUUAAAAUCUAACAAACAUUACAUUUUGUGCAGCUCACUGUGUGUUUAC